AGCGGAGCGGAGCAGGGGCGGGGGGGAGGAACCCCCGCCGCUCCCCCAAUGAGGGGGUCUGGCGGCCCCGCGCGCAUGCGCGGUGAGCACGUUCCUCCCCCUCCCCUCCCUUGCUGGGUAGAAGUGUUUCCGGCGCGGCGGCUGUGACGUCCGCGGUCGGCGCCGGGCUGUCCGGCGGGCGGGCCGUGGGAGAUGGCGGAGUAUCUGGCCUCCAUCUUCGGAACAGAGAAGGACAAGGUGCGGAGGAUUUGCCCGACUGCUGCAUCCUGAUCCUCAGGCUUCUGCCUGCAGCCUUCCGCCCGUCGGGAACGUCUCUAGUUUCUCUGGUUGUUGGAAGCGUACUUACAAAGCCCUCCUAACGAGGAUUUAUUUGGUCACCGUCGGCCUGACCAAACCAACGUGUUUUUCCGCUCCUAAAAAAUGAAAGGGGGCAUCGAUGUGCUGCUGCUGGACUAAAUUACUCUUGUCAGCCCCUGGCCGUGAGGCUUCUGUUUUCCUUCUGCUUUGUAGUACUACCUGCCAGUUCCAAUUCACUCGACUGUCAGAAAAGCAGUAUCGGCAGCCUCUUUCGAGCUCUGUUGCCGUAGCAUCCUUUCUGAUAAAAUGCAUUGCGGUUUAACAGUAUUAGUAUAUGCCAAUACAACAUGCAUGAAAUUCCUGUACUGGUCUUAUUUCCUAUUCAAAAAGCAAGCAGAACUCUCCAGAAAAGUCUUGAAGUUGGAGGCACUAUUGAAACUUUAUAGUUAGGGUUUUUUUUUUGUUGCAGGAUAGAAUUCAGAAAAGACAAGUCAACUGUUCAUUUUAUUUCAAAAUUGGAGCUUGUCGUCAUGGAGACAGAUGUUCUCGGUUGCACAACAAACCAACAUUUAGCCAGACCAUUGCCCUCUUGAACAUUUACCGUAACCCUCAAAACUCUUCCCAGUCUGCUGACGGUUUGCGCUGUGCUGUGAGUGAUGUUGAGAUGCAGGAACAUUAUGAUGAAUUCUUUGAGGAGGUCUUCACAGAAAUGGAAGAAAAAUACGGUGAAGUUGAGGAGAUGAAUGUUUGUGAUAACCUUGGAGAUCAUCUAGUUGGAAAUGUAUACGUAAAGUUUCGCCGUGAAGAAGAUGCGGAGAAGGCUGUGAUUGACCUGAACAACCGCUGGUUUAAUGGACAGCCCAUUCAUGCUGAGCUUUCACCUGUGACUGACUUCAGAGAGGCCUGUUGCCGUCAAUAUGAAAUGGGAGAGUGUACACGAGGAGGCUUCUGCAACUUCAUGCAUUUGAAGCCCAUUUCUCGAGAGUUGAGACGUGAGUUGUAUGGGCGUCGUCGUAAAAAGCAUAGAUCCAGGUCGAGGUCCCGUGAACGUCGGUCUAGAUCCAGAGAUCGUGGUCGUGGAGGUGGUGGUGGAGGAGGAGGACGUGAACGUGAUAGGAGGCGGUCAAGAGAUCGUGAAAGAUCUGGUCGAUUCUGAGCCAUGCCAUUUUUACUGUAUGUCUGCUAGAAAGUGUUGUAGUUUGACCAAACAAGUUCAUAAUGAGAUUUUUUUUAAAGAUGGGCUUCUGAAUAAAAAAUUUGUAGUGAUACAGUA
This is a messenger RNA of Chroicocephalus ridibundus (black-headed gull), 1570 nucleotides long. RefSeq names its product U2 small nuclear RNA auxiliary factor 1 (gene U2AF1). Lineage: Eukaryota; Metazoa; Chordata; Aves; Charadriiformes; Laridae. The coding region runs from base 962 to 1453 and encodes 163 amino acids. Gene Ontology annotation, cellular component: spliceosomal complex; U2AF complex. Gene Ontology annotation, biological process: mRNA splicing, via spliceosome. The transcript has 9 exons. Gene Ontology annotation, molecular function: metal ion binding; pre-mRNA 3'-splice site binding. The record is from RefSeq and is a predicted model, not a curated record.